AUGACUAGAAUCAACCUCAUCGCGAACCCGCACUACCAGAAGUCUGGCACGAAGUCGUACUUGCACGCCAUGCGCAAGUAUCGAUUCACCCCAACUAAGGACGGCCCAUAUUUCCUCGGGACCACAAUGGUUCAAACUGGCCGGCAGUUCACUAAUAAGCCCGUGGGAGGCCGUGCUCGGUUGCAGCAGGUCCUGCAGAAGAAGGACGCUGUUAGCGAUGAAGUUGGGCAAGUGGGUGCCCACGAUGUGCAGAAUGACUCGAUGUAUCUUGCAGAAAUUGGUAUUGGCACACCUGCGCAGACGCUCAAUUUGGACUUCGAUACUGGUUCUGCGGAUCUGUGGGUCUGGUCCACGGAGUUACCGUCUAAGACUUUAUCAGAGAACAAGAAUCACACAGUUUUCGAUCCGACCAAAUCGAGCACGUUCAAAGAGAAAGACGGCUCGACAUGGCAGAUCAAGUACGGCGAUGGCUCUUCUGCCUCUGGCACGGUCGGCAACGAUAAUGUCAACAUUGGCGGGCUAGUGGUCAAAGGCCAGGCUGUUGAGGUCGCUGAUAUAUUGUCUGAUCAAUUCGCACAAGGUGCUGGAGAUGGGCUGCUGGGGCUUGCGUUCGGUAAUAUCAAUACCGUCAAGCCUCAGGCAGUGAGCACGCCUGUGGAGAAUAUGAUCUCGCAGGCCGAUAUCCCGAAGUCGGCUGAGCUCUUCACCGCGAAGCUGGGCUCAUGGCGAGAUUCUGAUGAGCCGGAUAAGGGCGAGUCGUUCUAUACUUUUGGUUAUAUUGAUCAGGACACGGUGAAGGCCGCUGAGGCAGAGAUCACCUACACGCCUGUUGAUAACAGUCAGGGGUUUUGGAUGUUCGAUUCUGCCUCGGCGACGGUGAAUGGGAAGUCGGUUUCCCGGACUGGGAACAAGGCAAUUGCUGAUACGGGGACUACCUUGGCGUUGGUGGAUGAUGAAACUUGUCAGGCCAUUUAUGAUGCUAUCCCCGGGGCAGAGUAUGACAAUGACAGCCAGGGAUGGAUCUUUCCAUCCAACACAACGGCUGAUAAAUUGCCUGUUAUAUCAUUUGCUGUUGGUGAUAAGCAAUUUGUUGUGCAGAAGGAAGAUCUAGGAUUUGCUGAGGCUAAGUCUGGUUAUGUCUAUGGAGGUAUCCAGAGUCGUGGUACUAUGACCAUGGACAUUCUAGGGGAUACCUUCCUGAAGGCUAUAUAUGCAGUCUUCGAUGCCGGCAAUCUUCGCUUUGGUGCUGUGCAGCGAAAGGAGCUGCAUCAGAAUCUCUCUGUGCCUUCUGAGUCUAGUUAG
Penicillium samsonianum is the source of this 1302-nucleotide messenger RNA. Its product is annotated as pepsin-like aspartic protease. The transcript has 3 exons. Gene Ontology annotation, biological process: proteolysis. The coding region runs from base 1 to 1302 and encodes 433 amino acids. The record is from RefSeq and is a predicted model, not a curated record. Lineage: Eukaryota; Fungi; Ascomycota; Eurotiomycetes; Eurotiales; Aspergillaceae. Gene Ontology annotation, molecular function: aspartic-type endopeptidase activity.